Sorghum bicolor (sorghum) is the source of this 1418-nucleotide messenger RNA. Its product is annotated as protein transport protein SEC13 homolog B-like. The transcript has 2 exons. Bases 289 to 1188 code for a protein of 299 amino acids. NCBI's taxonomy places the organism in Eukaryota, Viridiplantae, Streptophyta, Magnoliopsida, Poales, Poaceae. The record is from RefSeq and is a predicted model, not a curated record. Gene Ontology annotation, cellular component: COPII vesicle coat; nuclear pore outer ring. Gene Ontology annotation, molecular function: protein binding; structural molecule activity. Gene Ontology annotation, biological process: COPII-coated vesicle budding; protein import into nucleus.
UUGUACGCAGGCUCUCGGCCCGCACGCCGCACCCCCUCCUCCGCGUUGAUCUCCCCGAUCCGGCCACCGCUCCCCCACCUCUCUCGCAUCUCACGCCAACGCCCACCGGCGUCCUCGUCCCUCCGUGCCGGCGAGCGGCGGGGAGGGAGCUUUCCACCUCGUCUCAGGCAGGCACCCUCUGGCGUCCUCCCUCCGUGUCGGCGAGCGGCGGAGAUCCGCCGUUCUGACCUCGUCUCCUUCCCUCUGCUGACUUGUGAACAAGGCAGCAGCAUAGUUCAGUUUAGAAACAUGUCAUCAAAGAAGAUAGAGUUGGAUCACAAGGACAUUGUCCAUGAUUCUGCCAUUGACUACUAUGGCAAGCGCCUUGCCACUGCUUCCUCAGACUCUACCGUGAAGAUCGUCAACAUUGGUGCAGCAAAUGCCCCAUCCCAGGUCCUUGCAACGCUUAGUGGCCACUGUGGUCCUGUGUGGCGUGUUGCUUGGGCCCAUCCAAAGUAUGGUGCUAUCCUUGCAUCCUGCAGUUAUGAUGGUCGUGUCAUUAUUUGGAAGGAGGAUGCACGGGGCAAUUGGUCUCAAGCCCAUGUGUUCAGUGACCAAAAGGCAUCUGUCAACUCCAUUGCUUGGGCUCCAUAUGAGGUUGGCCUGUGCCUUGCAUGUGCAUCUUCUGGUGGCAGAAUAUCCAUCUUGACGAUGCGAGCCGACGGGGGUUGGGAUACUUCAACCAUUGAGCGAGCACAUCCUGUUGGUGCGACUGCCAUAUCCUGGGCUCCUGCAACAGCUUCACUAGCUGGUGCAGGGGAGCUUGUUUACAAGCUCGUCUCAGGAGGGUUUGACUCUGUCGUUAAGGUCUGGGGAUUCAACGAUGGUAGCUGGAAGCUGGAGGGUGCUCUUAUCUCUGACAUGCACACGGAUUGUGUGAGGGAUGUCGCGUGGGCACCAGUUUUGGGAUUGGCCAAGUCUACCAUUGCCAGCGGUUCACAAGACGGGAAGGUUGUCAUCUGGACCAAGGCAAAGGAUGGAGACAAGUGGGAGGGAAAGCUCAUGCGUGACUUUGGUGCCCCUGUCUGGAGGGUGUCCUGGUCCUUGACUGGGAACAUAUUGUCCAUAGCCGCUGGUGAGAACAACAUAACCCUCUGGAAGGAAGGGUCAGAUGGGCAAUGGGAGGAGGUGAUGAAGGUUGAACCAUAGGUUGCUGGUCAAGGUUUCUGAGUUUCUUGUAGAUCCAUGUUCCGAUAAAGAUAAAGUUUGCCAUUGUGUUUUACUAGUGUCUCGAUAAAGACAAUUUGCCAGUGUGUUUUACUAGUGCUUCCUGCAGAUCAAUGUUUUGAUAAAGACAAAGUUUACCAUUGUGUUCUGAUAAACACUGAAUUCACUUAUUCUAGUACUUUCUGAUAAGCAAUUACUGUUGGAUGGACCCA